AUGGAGCAUCUUUCUCUUCCAGAAGCACAACUACUUUAUGCAAUUUAUAAGCUGGAGCAUGAUGGUAGGCUAAAGCUAGACGACAAAAAGAAAUUAUAUUAUUUUUAGCUGAAAAGUAAUUAGAAUUUUUCAUUAAUUAUAAUAAAGGCUAUUUUUUUAAUAAUGAAUUCAGAUAAGUAAAAUAUAAAACAAAUGGUUAUCUCACAGGAUGAAAAAAUCUUUUCCUUACUUGACCAAUAUAAAGAAGACCAAAAUGAAGCUAGUUUAUUACAAGACAUGCUUAAGAUUGUCAAACCUAUAAGACAUAAACCUGAAACUGUAGCCAUUCCUCCCAGAGUUCAAACAACUGAAGACAGCAGUCCGCUCGGCAAAUUUUUAUGUGAACAGAAAAAGAGACAAAGUGCAGAGCAUGGAUUAACAUUAUCACUAUACAAAAUGGCUGACGAAGUUGAAGAAAUGCCGCCUGUGGAGGAGAUGCCAGAGAUGCCUAUGCAAGAAAUGCGGCUUAAUUUUUAG
This is a messenger RNA of Blepharisma stoltei, 516 nucleotides long. NCBI's taxonomy places the organism in Eukaryota, Ciliophora, Heterotrichea, Heterotrichida, Blepharismidae. The record is from the annotation of a GenBank genome assembly.